This is a messenger RNA of Tribolium castaneum (red flour beetle), 2402 nucleotides long. RefSeq lists its product as uncharacterized. Bases 207 to 1622 code for a protein of 471 amino acids. Gene Ontology annotation, cellular component: membrane. Gene Ontology annotation, biological process: transmembrane transport. The transcript is spliced from 12 exons. Lineage: Eukaryota; Metazoa; Arthropoda; Insecta; Coleoptera; Tenebrionidae. The record is from RefSeq and is a predicted model, not a curated record. Gene Ontology annotation, molecular function: transmembrane transporter activity.
UGCAAACUGCGCCCAUGCACACCACUUCAGUCGCGGGUUAACCCUCGUCCUGACAACUUGGGGUAAUCGAACGUUGGCUUAUUGCAAGUUGCAUGUCUACAAGCUGUAGAUGUCGAGAAGGUCGAUACACCCAUUCUUGCUAAACUAUAAGGAAAAAUCAAUGGUCGCCCAAUGAAUUGGCCACAGCGGCAACCCAUUGAUGGACCAUGACCCGGGACGGAGACAUCCCGACAAUCUUCAAUCCUCGUGGUCGAAAUCGUGCUCCAAGUGUUUUAGUGACCGAUGAAGGAGUGGCCAAUGGACCCUUUGCUCAUGCAGACUCCGUCAGUAGUCAACAGGAACCAGCAGAAAGUUCCUCUCCCACUGCCCCGACAGGACUCGCAGCCAAACUCAAAUCCUGUUCCAUUUCACUUUGUUCCAAAUCGGCACGGAAAAUUUACUUCGGGAUAUGGGUGACAAUCUGCGUGACAGCCUCUUGGGUGGGGGCCACCCACUGCAUAAAAUACUUGUAUCUGCAAAGGCCCAUCACCGACAUAGAUGAGGACCCUGUCUUAGUGCCCCACGACACCUCAGGCCUCAACAUGACUGCGCUCCAAAACCAGUAUGCAGCAUCAUAUCAAGCACCGUUCUUCACCACAUGGUUUGUGACAAACUGGACCAUGUUAUUCUUUCCUUUAUAUUUUCUAAGUCGGUUAAGCACAAAACGGUGCAAGUGCGCAUCCGAAAUCUUCACGGAAAGUAUACGAGGGUAUAGGGAUAAGGGGUUCACCGCAGUACGGUUUAUGACGAGGUGUAGCUUGUUUUGCCUGCUGUGGGUGGGCACAAACUACAUGUAUAUCUUGUCGCUGCGAAUACUUCUAGCAACCGAUGUUAUGGCGCUCUUUGCGACCAAUGUCUCCUUUGUGUACCUGCUGUCGUGGGUUAUUCUGCACGAGCAGUUUGUUGGUAUUAGGAUCAUGGCUGUGAUUAUUUGCGACACCGGCGUGGCGCUGCUGGCCUACAUGGACGGCAUCACCGGCAGCCCCACUUUAGGGGGCGUCGUGUUGGCAACUUCGGCAGCAGCAGGUUCAGCCGUGUACAAAGUCCUAUUUAAGAAAAUAAUCGGUGACGCCACUUACGGCCAAGUGGCUUUAUUUUUCUCGCUCAUAGGAAUGUUAAAUGCCGCCCUUUUGUGGCCGCUAAGUUUAGGGUUGUUUUUAACGGGGGUGGAAAGUUUGCACUGGGAUAAAUUACCCUGGCCGGCGCUACUUACAGCAAGUUCUCUUUCUCUAGUUGCCAAUUUAUUGGGGAACUUCAGCGUUGCCCUGACUUAUGACUUGUUUAUAACAUUAGGACUUAUAACCGCAGUUCCAGUUUCCGCAGCACUGGACGUGGUCUUGUACGGUGCUAACUUCGAAGGCAUGAAACUGGCCGGAAUGAUUCUCAUCGCUGUGGGAUUUUUCCUGGUGAUGUUCCCCGACAACUGGCCCGACUACAUAACACGGCUUCUAAGAAAAUCCACACGAUUCUUCCAAGGGAAGAAAUAUCAUCCUGUUGAGUCACAGUGCCAGGCCCUCCUUCUGCAAGCGAGAGGAUCCACAUCUGUCCCCGAAUCAUUAACACCCUCGCGACGUAUCACAUAAAAUGUGGAGCAGGCGGAACAGGCAUGGAAUGCAGGGAGCCCAUCGCAGGGACGUGGUGGAUUAUCGCACCGGUUAUAUACGUUCGCACCUGAGGUCGCCUUCGGGUAGGGUGAGGUGACCUAAUCCAACACCAAUGACCGACAUGAAGGAGUAUCUGCUCACUUCACUCUAGAGUUUUUCUGUUUUAGACCUAACGUUUUAUGUAUAAUAUUCCAACUGUAUCUUCUUUUAGUUAGUAUACUAACCGUUCAAUUACCGUACCAUAUCACUACGUUAUUACAGAGCUAAGUGUGCAAAAUAUGGACAUAUUCCGUACCAGUUUUUCCACAUUUAGGUCCGAUGAAAUAAUGUUCAGCUAAAGUGAUGGGUCCAAGCUUUUAAUUAAAAUUCUGCAAACAUAAAUACCUAUAAUAAAGCAAUAAUAUUGUAAAUAUUAGACCAGCAGUGUCAUUUAUACGUUCUUUAUCCCUGCUUAGACUGGCAUUGCCUGGAUAUUGAUGUUAUAGUUGAUAUACAAUAUAUUAAUACAAUUUAUAAAUCAAACUAGUUGAAUAUAAAUUUGUAUGUCUAGAAUAAUCUGUUAAAUUAAAAUCUUACUACAAGUAAUAUACAAUUUUUAUAAAUUUAGUACGUAAUGAUAAACGUUAAAUAUACACCAACAAGUAACAAAUAAAUCAAAAACUCCAAACAGUGUUCUGGUAAAUGAACAAUAAUAAAAGCAAGUUAAACCUUUGUAUUUUUAUUAGUUUAUUGUUAAAUAAAUAUUACAAGAAACUACAA